Molecule: messenger RNA, 822 nt
Organism: Triticum dicoccoides
Lineage: Eukaryota; Viridiplantae; Streptophyta; Magnoliopsida; Poales; Poaceae
Exons: 4
Coding region: 1-519 (172 amino acids)
Source: RefSeq, a predicted model, not a curated record
AUGGAUGAGAAGGGAAAAAAAAAAGCACGGGCUCUCCCACGCCUCCCGAUUUCAGCCGGCGACCAACCCCGGCGACGCUCGAUCCGGUGCUGCGCCGGCCGCCGGCCGACCCCGGCGAGUGUUUGCCCCCUCUCCCGACCCACGCCUCUCUCUAGCGAAAUAGGAUUGGGCGCCGCAGCCGUUUAUCAGCUCCCCCACCUCCAUCCCGUCUCCUCUCCUACAUCGGCCACACCACCCCGCGCUCGUGGAGCGGAGUCGAGGAAGCACGACGCCGGCUGCGGUGGAGUGAGGAGAGCUCGUCCGAUCGUCUUCUCCCUCCAAGGCAGGAUCAGGCCCAACCUCCACGCCACCAGCUCCACCCCAUAUAUCUUUCCUUUCAGUUCACGACCACAACCACUGGACAAGGCUAAUCUUAUGAGGAAGGCGUCAAUAGCGAUCUCAUCAAUGGGUUGUCACCAGAGGGUAAAGAUAUUGAAUGUAUGGCACUUACCUUUUUUAUGUUGGAUGCGUGGCACUUGAUGUGAUGGAGUGACUCCUAGGUGCAGUGGUGUACAUGUUCCUCCACGGCAAGGGCCACCACAUCAUGGGCCUCCUGACCAAGGUUAUGUAUUUGUGUGUCACCAGGGCGAUCCCCACGUAACUGAUCUUAUUCCGUCCUAUAUGUAGCAUGGCCAGCUUGUGUUGAUUGAUUCAGUAAAACGGGUGUUGGUUAAUUUGUGUUUGUUUGUCCGUAGCCUUCUGAAUUCCACAACUGGAACGUGUACGGUUUGGGUGCAAAGAUGUACUUCAAUAUGUGAUUUGUUCUUUGAAAUUGAAUUCGAA